This is a messenger RNA of Penicillium crustosum, 1947 nucleotides long. RefSeq lists its product as uncharacterized. Bases 1 to 1947 code for a protein of 648 amino acids. The record is from RefSeq and is a predicted model, not a curated record. The transcript is spliced from 4 exons. NCBI's taxonomy places the organism in Eukaryota, Fungi, Ascomycota, Eurotiomycetes, Eurotiales, Aspergillaceae.
AUGGCUCCGAGGAAGAGACGCACGAAGGCGGUAGCGAAGCCCCGUGCGGCAGAACCACGACGUUCGGGUCGUGUUGCUGCGAGUUCUGCCAAUGUAGCAGAACAGUCGGGUCUCGCCAUGUCGACCCUGAAAUCCGAAACGAGCUCACGAGCUAGAACCCCAAGAAGGCCUGCUGCCAGAGGGAAAUGGAGCGAGGAGCAGCUAUUGACGAGUGACAAGUCCCUCCUCAUUGACUUGGACCUAGUGAAACUGUUGGCGCGACCUGAAGCAUGGGAUUCCCUUGAGGAAAGCGAUAAGCGUGAAAUCCUCGCUCUACUCCCCCCAGAUGUUCACCCAGAGGCAUACGCUAUAUCAGAUGACCCGGAUGCAAAAAUAAAACCCAUCCCCGACUCCUUUAUCCGCUAUUCAAACAACUGGCGCGACGGCGUUCGACAGUUCCAGCUCGACCUCCAAAACGGCCGCUACGACCCCGAAUGGCUACGCCAGGCGCAGGAAGCCAGGGAGCAGCGUGAAAAUGGCGAAUUUGAUGACUUUAAAGAGCGUGAAUAUGAGCAGUUCUGGGGGCAGAAGCAGAAGGUCGUCUGGAAUGCCGCUGCUGGAGAAAGUGCACGCGUGAAGAUGGGGACUCUUAUCAAUGAAGGUGUCAUCCAGCUGGGCGACAUCUGGAAAUUUUACUAUGUUUACGGUAGAGGGCCCGGAAGAAUCGUCAUCGAAAAGGAAGUCAAGGUUCUUGACCGUGAUGGGGUGAAAUUGACUUUUGCAAUUCCGCCUGGUGAACGAGUCUUUCUUCGAAGCAAUUUCGACAAAGGAGAGCCCGUCUCGGUACCAGAGAAGGGAAAGGAAGAUGUGAAAGUCGAUUUCGACACACAGCCAGAGCCAGUGACAUCAUCCUGGAAUGAUAAACAGUUGAAAUAUGAGGACCCAGAAUCACAGCUCACCGAUGCAACCUCCGGUGGCGAUGAGAUGAAGCUUGAUACCGAUCAAGCGCCACAGGAUACCCCUGCUUCUUCCAAUGUCGACGAAAUGAAGCUUGACAAUGAACAAGCGCCACAUGAGAUUUCUACAUCUUAUACUGAUGACAUGAGUACCGACACCGUCACACAGCCAGUCAUUCCACCUUCAAAUGACGAAGCAACCAAACAAGAACCCCCAUUCAGCGUUAUUAUUGUCAGCCCCGGCGGUACGCGAAAUCAAAAACCUAAGCGCAAAAUUCCUGAGCCCAAACCCCAGCCCCCAGUGAAGCGCAAGCGAGGACGGCCACCUAAGAAUCCACCAAAGCAACCUGAACCAGAGCCACCCCAAGAACCGGAGGUGUCUCGGGGAAUAGAAGUGUCCCAGCGCGAUGAACAGAGCCCAACUGCUCCCGAUUCCUUCAUGGACAUUGUGGCUGCACAGAUUGAAGAAAACUGCAAAGCUGCUGGAGCAUCCUCCAACCCAAAGCCCUCGCAGCCAGAAUCCCCUUUGUCUGUGCUUUCUUCACCCCCUGAGCCGCUAGAGCUCUUUGGGCCAGAGUUAUCUGCGUCAGUAGAGGAGUCAUCCAUUGCCAAUACUAACGGCAAAAGUGAUAAAGCAGAAUUUUCGGAAUUUUCCAAAGCUCAGCUCGAUACACCUGGGUACAGCGUUGAGGCUCCCGUUGAGUCACUCAUUGAGCCACCCGUCGAGGCUGAGCAGGACAAAAUCACUAAACCCCCAAGUACUGAACCACAGAACGAUCUAGUCCCAACGCCAUCUCAAGCUACUGUCAGUGAACCGGAUGAGAUCAUUGUUUCCAACGUUUCCUCGCCACAAGCACUCGUCCAUAAGAUUCUACAAAUCGAUGGCCGCAUGCCGAACGGCCGUACAGCGAAUGCCUGGAAGGAAAUCCGUUGCUACCGAAAUAACCAGGACAUGGGCAGCCUCUUUGAUGUGCGAGAGGCUUGGUUCUUACAGCAAGGACAACUUGAGUAG